Molecule: messenger RNA, 450 nt
Organism: Clonostachys byssicola
Lineage: Eukaryota; Fungi; Ascomycota; Sordariomycetes; Hypocreales; Bionectriaceae
Source: the annotation of a GenBank genome assembly
AUGCCCCUCUGGCACAUCUACCACUCUCCCGGAAUCUUUGAUACCCCAGAGAUUCGGAAAAGCCUCGCUGCAGAUAUCACCAAGCUUUACACCACCAUAGUUGGUCUUCCUGCCUUCUAUGUCGUUGUCCGCUUUAUCUGCCUUCCGCACGACACUGCCUUUAUUGGAGGCGAGAUUACAAAUGAGAAGCCCUUUGUUAGCCUCGUGGUUGAGCAUGUAGCCGUCCAUAAAGACGAUGGAGGGGAAAACGCCGCUCAAAUCUUCAGCGAUCGAAUUAAUGAGGCCCUCGCUCCUUAUAUGGCCGAGAAAGGCUAUGAUUGGGAGAUUACAAUCAGCGAUACCGCCCGGGAUUACUGGAGGAUCAACGGGAUGGUGCCACCUGCGUGGAAGAGUGAGGCAGAGAAACGUUGGGUUGAACUAAACCGGCCGGUCGAAUGGCAGGGGAAGUAG